AUGGACUUCAAGUCAACAGCUAGCGUCCUUUUAGACUUCUCCAGCUAUUUUGAUGAGGAGGAGGAAGAAAAGACAAUAGGCACUCCAGACAUCGAAACAGAUGACCUUUAUGUUCGCAAAUUGAAUGCUGCAGUGUCCAACAUAAAAGAUUCUUCUCAUAAGUUUCUUCCCCAGUCUUGGACUCCAGGCGAAGAAUUACACUGGAAAAAAGCUGAUAGGAUCUCUUUUUCCAAAAAAUGGUAUAUGGACAUUCAAGGAUUCAGUAAAAAAACAGAUUCCGAAGAGCAAAUUGCAGAAGUCCCACCAAGCGAUAUCAGCUGUGGUAGUUUGGAUAAUGUUUGCCGAGGGGACCCAGACUUCACUAGCCGAGCAGCUGAGGAUGCGGCGCAGUCUCUAACACAAGCUGCAGAAAGAAACGUUAGCGACCCUUCUGAUCUUCCAAG
Messenger RNA from Gekko japonicus, 443 nucleotides. RefSeq names its product LIM domain only protein 7-like. Gene Ontology annotation, biological process: regulation of signaling; regulation of cell adhesion. The transcript is spliced from 2 exons. Lineage: Eukaryota; Metazoa; Chordata; Lepidosauria; Squamata; Gekkonidae. The record is from RefSeq and is a predicted model, not a curated record. The annotation marks the transcript as partial.